CUGACUGCGGCUGGGCUUCUCGUAAAUUCCCGCGUCUAUCUCUCGGGCCAUCGAUAUACAAACCCACCGACACUGCCCUUGACACCGGAUCCGCACGAAGGGAUAUGGCUUCAGGGGACCUUUACGAGGUGGAGAGGAUCGUGGACAGGCGGAAGAACAAGAAAGGAAAGUGGGAGUAUUUGAUCCGUUGGAAGGGAUACGGAAGCAAAGAGGACUCUUGGGAGCCAGAGCAUCACCUGCUACAUUGUGAGGAGUUCAUAGACCAAUUUAAUGGCCUUCGCUUGCAGGACCGUCGCUCGAAGCCUGCUAAGACCAGUGGGGCAACACAUCGGCAUUUCGGGCGCACUGCAAUACACGACAGCUCCAAGUCCCGCGGGGAGUCACGAAAGAAGAAAAGAACCACUGGGGCUGUGGGUGGGGGGGUUUUGGGGGAGCACAACGUGGGGGUUCCCACAAAACCACGGAAGAUGAGUAAACCUCUGGCAGACAGAACGACCAAACCUGUGACUUAUAAGAGAGUCCCUGCGGGGCUGCAGUUUGUACCAUCUGCCAGGGUUUCUAAUGCACUGCAAAAUGGAGAUAUGGACCCACUGCAUUACAGGACCACAGGCAGGACUCAGGGCAGCAGAAUCACAGGAGACAUGGACCUAAAUAAAGCCACAGCACUGCAUGGCAAUGAAUUAGGGUCGGCACUUCCUAACGGAGACUCACAUUUGCACAGUACAGUCAAACGGAAGCUGACGGAGGACAAAGGCUACAUCUUUGACAAGAGACUGAGGUACAACGUCAGACAGAACGAGACCAGCUGCAGAUUUCGGGACAUCGUAGUCAGGAAAGAAGAGGGUUUUACACAUGUCCUUCUAUCGAGCCAAACAUCAGACAACAAUGCACUAACCCCUGAGAUAAUGAAGGAAGUGUGUCGGGCUCUGGGGAACGCGGCUGCCGAUGACAGCAAGCUUCUGCUGCUCAGUGCAGUUGGGAGCAUCUUCUGUGGCGGCCUGGACGCUUCCUACCUUAUCGGACGUUUGUCCACUGACCGCAGGAAAGAGAGCAGCAGGAUCGCUGAUGCAGUGAGAGACUUUGUGAAGGCCUUCAUCCAUUUUAAGAAACCUAUCGUGGUGGCCAUCAAUGGACCAGCUUUGGGACUGGGAGCCACCAUCUUGCCCCUUUGUGACAUUGUAUGGGCCAGUGAUAGAGCCUGGUUCCAGACCCCCUGCGCGGCCCUGCGGAUGACCCCCUCUGGCUGCUCUUCAUACACCUUCCCAAAUAUACUGGGAGUGGCACUAGCCAACGAGAUGUUGUUUUGUGGCCGCAGGUUGACGGCACAGGAGGCAUGUACUCGAGGUUUGGUGUCUCAAGUGUUCUGGCCCACUACCUUCAACCAGGAAGUCAUGUUACGUGUAAAGGAGAUGGCUGCCUGCAGUGCUGUGGUUCUGGAAGAGUCCAAAUGCCUGAUGCGGAGCAUCCUGAAGUCUAUUCUGGAAGAUGUGAAUGAGAAGGAGUGUCAGAUGCUCAAACAACUUUGGUGUUCCACUAAAGGACUGGAUGCUCUCUUUAACUACCUGCAAAACAAGGGCUAUGAUGCCUAAACUACAGUCUCCCCUUCCAAUUGGUCAGAUCUUCAGUCCAGCUUAAAAUAACCAGCUUGUGUGGAAUCAGCGUGUCUAAGACUGUCAACUGCCCAAUUACAGCUGGAUUACAUAGCAAGAAAACAAAAUCAAGGCUAACAAUGUGGUAAACAACCUCCUGGUUGUGGUUGGUGUUUUAUAUCUUGACUUUCUUGACUGGAACAGUGAGGCAUUAGUUGGGCUGAAGAUCUGCUAGAGGAACUUUCACUGUGAGAACUUUAGACAGCUUCACUGUCUCGUAUGUAUGACAUACAAAAGACAUUAUGGACACAAACUAGAGCAGAUAAUGGCAUGAUUUUCAAGUCAAACAGAGCCAAGAAUAAAUUAUUUAUUUUAAAGAAUUUUGAAUGCUUUGGUGUUACAGGCAUUCAGGUUUUUCUCGAAUGCUUUCCAACCAGGAUUCCAUACGCCAAAAGAUAAAUAAUAUUUAAUUAGAAACAUUAUUUUAUUUUUUAAUGUUUUAGUUGUUGUUGUUUUCUUUCUUUAUUUGUGAUAUUCAAUGAAAGCCAUUUUACAAAGGUAAAAAAGCUUAUAAUAUAAUGUUAUGUACAGUCUAGAUUGAUUGUUGUUUCAAAUUUUGUUUAGUGAGUUUGAGGUUUUGGUAGAUUUUUUUUUUUUUAUUAUUAUUAUUAUUAUUGUCUGGAAUGAAGUUUUGAAAACCAAAGCCUCUGUGAUAUUUGAUAUGUUUCAUCUUCCUUUUAAAAACACUUCCAUGGUGCACAUCGAAUAUUAUAUCAAAUAUGGCUUAAAGGGAUAGUUCUCUCAUCAUUUACUCACCCUCAUGCCAUCCCAGAUGUGUAUGACAUUCGUUCUUUCUACAGCAGAACACAAAUUAAGAAUUUUAGAAGAAUUUAUCCGGUCUUUUGGUCCAUACAAUGAAAGUGAGCAUAAAAGUAAUCCAUAAGACUCCAGUGGUUUAAUCCAUGUCUCCAGAAGUAAUUUGAUAGGUGUGGGUGAGAAACAGAUCAAUAUUUAAGUACAUUUUUACUAUAAAUUCUCCUCCCUGCUCAGUCAAUAUCCACUUUAACUUCCACGUUCACAUUCAUCUUCUUGUGUUUUUGGUGAUUCACAUUCUUCAUGUAUACGUCCCCAACUGGGCAGGAAAAAAAAAAUUCAAGGAAAAAUUGACGUAAAUAUUGAUCUGUUUCUCACCCACAUCUAUCAUAUCACUUCGGAAGAUAUGGAUUUAACCACUGGAGUCAUAUGGAUUACUUUAAUGCUGCCUUUAUGUGAUAUUUGGAGCAUCAACAUUUUGCCACCCAUUCACUUGCAUUGUAAGGACCUACAGGGCUGAGAUAUUCUUCUAAAAAUCUUCAUUUGUGUUCUGCAGAAGCCAUGAGGAUGAGUAAAUUAUGAGAGAAUUUUCAUUUUGGGGUGAACUAUCCCUUUAAAGGAAUAUUCCGGGUUCAAUACAAGUUAAGCUCAAUCGACAGCAUUUGUGGCAUAGUAUUGAUUACCACAAAAAUAUAUUUCGACCCGUCCCUCCUUUUCUCUAAAGAAUUGGCAAAAAUGGAGGUGGAAGUAAAUGGGGCCAAUCGGAAACUUUAAAAUACUCACUGUUUCAAAAGUAUAGCCACAAGACAUAAACAAUAUGUGUGUUAACAUGAUUUUAGUGUGAUAAAACCACUUACUAACCUUUUCUGUGAAAAAUGUAUAUCCAAUUUUACAACUUUGUUACCAUGAUGACGUAAGUUAACCCUAAAACAACAAUUUAAAUGACUUUACAGCUAAAAUAAUGCACGAGUUUUAACAGAAGAAUUAAUGUAUGUGCUUUUAUAAAAUUAUAAGCUUCAAAUUUCUGUUUUAAACCCUCCAAAAAUUGGCCCCAUUGACUUCCAUUGUAAGUGCCUCACUAUAACCUCCAUUUAUGCUUUUUUAUUUUAUAACUAUCAUAUGAAAUAGAAAAUUCAGUUACCAGAACAAGCAACCUAUGAUAUAAAGAUGACUAUAGUUACAUUCUCUGUUCAUUCACAAUAUUGUGUGUGUGAGUUAGAGCGAUGCUUGCGAGGGGCUCAUUACUGUAUGCAGUUCACCAACUGAACAUUUGAUGAGUUGCAUUCAUCUGAUCAACAGGGUAGGCAUGUAAUGUGCUUUGAAAAGAACUGAUGCAUGUCGUUUGGCAGUUAUUCUGUGUGACGGAGUGAUUGCCAAUUCAGAGAUUUGAAGUUUGAUGAGCACAGCUGAGUGGACGUCAUUAGAAUGAUUCAACCUACAGUAUUGGCAAAAUUAUCACUAUAAUUUGAUGCAUUCACCACAUAACUGACUCGUCUAAAAAAAAAAGAUAAUUUAUGACAGAAUUAACAUGAUUUUUUUACUUAUUCAACCAAAAUCUAUUUAUUUAAUGACUUGUCUAUAUUCUCUCACUGUCUUAUCUUUAAAUAUCUUUCUUAUUCCCAAUGUAACUCACACUUUGGGUGCAUUCACAGACUGGUUCAUUUAGAGCCUCUUUCCAUCUGGAGUUGCCAAAACCAUCACUUGACUCUAAGUUCAUUUGGCACUGAAUUGACCUCUUGAGCAGAGGAAAUGCAAUACUGUUGGUUAGAGUAGUGAAUAGCACAUUAUUGUGACAUGCUGACGUUAACAAAAACGUUCUGCAUCUGGAUUUGUGAAGUGUUUUUCCAUCAAAAGAAACAUCUUUGGAUAUUUAGUCUCUGUAGACUUCAGUGUUCACAUCUUGUGCAGCUUAUGUACUAUAAGUGAGAAUAUAUUUAAGAAUGGUCAGGUUGUGAUAUGUAUAGUUUGUUGUGUAUUUUUGUGAAAAAAUAGUAAAUGACAUUUCUAUUUAUUCCAAAAACAUAUCCUGUCUCUGCACUUUUUGAUUAUGGAUUGAUGUCAAUAUUAUAAUUUAAUAACAGACAUUGAUGUUAUUUUUGCAUGUGUUGAUUUCAGGAAAAGUGCACAUACAUAUAUGACUACAAUCAGUUAUACAAGUAUAUACACACGUAUGUUUAAUUAGUUUUGUACAAUAUGAAAAAAGAUAUUCAGCAGAUAAUAAUAAAUAAAUGAAAGGGGAUGAAGGACGGACGGAUAGAUAGACAGACAGAUAGAUAGAUAGACAGACAGACAGAUAGAUAGAUAGAUAGAUAGACAGACAGAUAGACAAACAGAUAGAUAGACAGACAGACAGACAUACAACAGAUAGAUAGACAGACAGACAGACAGAUAGAUAGAUAGAUAGACAUACAGAUAAAUAGACAGACAGACAGAUAGAUAGAUCGACAUACAGAUAGAUAGACAGACAGACAGACAUACAACAGAUAGAUAGACAGACAGAUAGAUAGACAGACAGAUAGAUAGAUAGAUAGAUAGAUAGACAGACAGAUAGACAAACAGAUAGAUAGACAGACAGACAGACAUACAACAGAUAGAUAGACAGACAGACAGACAGAUAGAUAGAUAGAUAGAUAGACAGACAGAUAGACAUACAGAUAGAUAGACAGACAGACAGAUAGAUAGACAGAUAGAUAGAUCGACAUACAGAUAGAUAGACAGACAGACAGACAUACAACAGAUAGAUAGACAGACAGAUAGAUAGACAGACAGGUAGAUAGAUAGAUAGAUAGACAGAUAGAUAGAUAGAUCAAUAUUAUUGUUCUUUAAGGGUAAAUUAUAAUGUGUGUAAAUUAUUUAUUUGUCUUAUAUUUCAGGAUAUGAUUUUGUAUUUCCAUGGUAAGUAAUUAAGUAAGGUUGUACUGUUUAUUUAUUUAUUGACUAAAAAAUAGAAUAUAUUGCAGUUUUCAAUCCUGUGGAGUGCCAUUAAAUGCUAUUUCUAUUUCUCUUCAUGCCUCCGGAGUCACAUGAGCUUCUGAUUUGAUGCUUAGACAAAUUCUAACAAACACAGGUGCAAUUUACACACAACUGUAUAAUGACAGCAUUACAGCAGCUGCCAUUUUAUUAUUUUAAGAUUUUGUGAAAAUUCUGUGUUGUAAAUGUUCUGUUUGUUGGUGUAUAACAUGAUUAUUGAUUAUUGGCCCAGUUUUAAACAAAAUUACCAUGUUGUGUUCAUCUUCAUUUAGAAACUGGAUGUUUGCAUGAUAUUUCUUCAUUGUCACUUUUUAAAGCGAAUUACUAAAAAUCUGUUCCAAAACAUCAUCUUUGUAAAAUGUGUUAUUGAAUUACGUGUGGCUAUUGAAAAACCAGUGGUACAUAAUAAUGGUAGAGUAUUUUUAUUAUUUAUGAAUUAUUUUCCCUUUCAAAGCUUUUACCUGCAGACAGUGCACUUGUUGUUUGAGAACUAAUAUUGAGAAUAAUUCUAAAUCAUCUAUUUUCACUGAAGAUAUGAGUAUUGUAUUGAUGUCUAUAUUUGGUGAAGGCUUUCCAUUCAGGACCCCAGAUCUCCCAGACGACUGUUCUUACAGUCAUACAGUGUCGAAGUACACUUUUCCCUUACAUCUCUGUGUGCCUUAGAUUAUGUAUUUCUGUGUCAUUUUGCUGUGUCUUUAUUGUAUGGGUGGGAGAUUUGCCUUUA
Myxocyprinus asiaticus (Chinese sucker) is the source of this 6096-nucleotide messenger RNA. RefSeq names its product chromodomain Y-like protein 2. Bases 105 to 1589 code for a protein of 494 amino acids. The record is from RefSeq and is a predicted model, not a curated record. Gene Ontology annotation, cellular component: nucleus. NCBI's taxonomy places the organism in Eukaryota, Metazoa, Chordata, Actinopteri, Cypriniformes, Catostomidae. The transcript has 7 exons. Gene Ontology annotation, molecular function: transcription corepressor activity.